This is a messenger RNA of Quercus lobata, 1186 nucleotides long. Its product is annotated as protein-L-isoaspartate O-methyltransferase 1-like. The transcript has 4 exons. Gene Ontology annotation, molecular function: protein-L-isoaspartate (D-aspartate) O-methyltransferase activity. Gene Ontology annotation, cellular component: cytoplasm. NCBI's taxonomy places the organism in Eukaryota, Viridiplantae, Streptophyta, Magnoliopsida, Fagales, Fagaceae. The record is from RefSeq and is a predicted model, not a curated record. The coding region runs from base 42 to 998 and encodes 318 amino acids. Gene Ontology annotation, biological process: protein modification process.
AAUUGCUAGAGAGAGAGAGAGAGAGAGAGGAGAGAGAAAAUAUGAAUGUAUUUGUUCAAUCUCCAAAGGCAAAAGCAUCGUUAGCGUAUGGUUGCCGCUAUCGUGCGCACCCACCUUCUCCUCUAAAACGCUUAACCUUCACCACUCUUCUUCUCCUUCUUCCCCAAUCCCAAAGUCGCUGUUACAGUUAUCACUCUCUCUCUCCUUCUCUGUUCUUAUCACGCGCUACCAAAACUCUUCAUCACUCUCUCUCCCCUCACAUCCCAAACCCUAAUUUCCUCACGGGCAACUCUUUCUUCUUCCCCAUGGAGCGAUUCUGGAGUGGAAGUGGCAUUAAUAAGAACAAAGCAAUGGUGGAGAACUUGCAGACUUAUGGUGUGGUCAGAUCGAAGAAGGUCGCUGAAGUAAUGGAGAAAGUUGAUAGGGCUUUGUUUGUACCUGAUGGGAAUGCUCCUUAUUAUGACAGUCCCAUGCCUAUAGGAUAUAAUGCUACUAUUUCUGCCCCUCAUAUGCAUGCCACUUGCCUUCAAUUGUUGGAGGAGAAUUUGCAGCCUGGCAUGCAUGCUUUGGAUGUUGGUUCAGGAACUGGGUAUUUGACAGCUUGUUUUGCAUUAAUGGUUGGACCACAGGGUUGUGUAGUUGGUGUGGAACAUAUUCCUGAAUUGGUUUCUUCGUCAAUCCAGAAUAUUCAGAAAAGUGCUGCUGCUCCAUUAUUAAAAGAAGGUUCCCUUGCAGUGCAUGUUGGCGAUGGAAGGCAAGGUUGGCCAGAGCAUGCACCUUAUGAUGCUAUUCAUGUUGGGGCAGCAGCACCAGAAAUCCCACAGGCACUUAUUGACCAGCUGAAGCCUGGAGGAAGAAUGGUUAUUCCUGUUGGAAGCAUAUUCCAAGAUUUGAAGGUGGUUGAAAAGAGCCUGGAUGGUUCUGUGAGUGUCCGAACUGAGACCUCUGUUCGUUAUGUGCCUCUUACUAGUCGAGAUGCUCAGUUGCGCAAUGCCUGAGGGCAGUGUAAAUUUCAUACCUGGAAUUAUCUAGACUUUGGAGGUCUGUAGUUAUAGUCGAAGUUGGGUUGGGUUGUGCUACAAGUUCUAUAGAGUUUUUGUAUAUAUAAUAUGCUUUUAGAUCUUUUAUGAAUACUCAUAUGUGAUUAUAUAAUAAUAGUCUUAAGCCUGUUGGUUAAUUCAUUCAA